AUGGCAUCCGUCAAGCUUGGCGUCAAUUACGAAUGGAAGUUCAUCUGUGGCCAUAUAAUGAGGCACCACGGCCAGAUUGCGGCUCAAAGUGCUUCGCUCUCCAACAGCUCUGGUGUCACGAGGAUUUUGGCGUCCGACAAUUGUGUCUACUGCAAGCAUUUCAACCUCGCCGACAAUGUCAACCAGAGCGACACCCAGACCUACAAGAAUGACCGACAAGCCCUAAAGAUCUACGAAUCUCAGGUGGAGACAAUAGAACAACACAUCGAAGACGCCGGUGACAAUGCCAGCCUUAUGAAGAACAUGGAGAAGCUGCUGGAGCAGUGCAACUUGAUGUGGGCGGAGGAGGUGAAGAAGAUGGAGAAGCGAGAGAGCAACAGCCUCAUUCAGCCAGGGCAUCCAGCAUCUCUAAGCACUGCUCUCCUCGAGAAGUUCGACACAGCUUUGUCCAAGGUGAAGCUUCUCGAAAGAGCAGAAAAGAUCUUGCUGAAACGAGUUCAGUUGCCGUCAUACAAGGGACAGUUGACUGCUGCAAGACUAGAGAGUCGCUGCCAGAACUUAAAUGAUUACCACGCAAAGUUGAAGAGAUUCAAGUGGACAGCUCUGGGUAUUGGAUCAUGGAACCACGUGAUUUCUGCUGAGGAAAGACUUGAUUGUGAGUGGGCUGGUGUCGUCGACCUGAUGAAUGCAGAUUGA
Molecule: messenger RNA, 696 nt
Organism: Cadophora gregata
Lineage: Eukaryota; Fungi; Ascomycota; Leotiomycetes; Helotiales; Ploettnerulaceae
Exons: 1
Coding region: 1-696 (231 amino acids)
Source: RefSeq, a predicted model, not a curated record